AUGGCUGCAGAAGGAUGUAGCAGCAGUGAAUCAGGAUGGACUACGUACAUUGCUUCUCCAAUGGAAGAAGAUGAUUGCAGCAACAUUGAGGAAGAAGGAGAUGGCUUCUUCGAUGGUGAUAGAAGAAGACUGAAGAAGAGAGAUGAAGAUGACAGUGAUGAUUCCAUGGCCUCAGAUGCUUCAUCAGGUCCAACCCAUCAUCAUCAUAACAAUGGCUGUGCUGCUGCAUCAUCAGCAUCUAAUAAGAAAGAUAAGAAAGAUCAUGGAGUUGUUGGCAAGUGUUCAUCAUCAUCCAGGAAGAUUGCAAACAAACAGGACAAGAAACUGCUUGACAGUAGCAGAAUGGAUAUUCAUGUCUCUGGAGUUUUAGUUUCAGGUGUGAUUAUUCUUUAG
Prosopis cineraria is the source of this 393-nucleotide messenger RNA. RefSeq names its product protein SOB FIVE-LIKE 3-like. Gene Ontology annotation, biological process: cytokinin biosynthetic process. The record is from RefSeq and is a predicted model, not a curated record. Bases 1 to 393 code for a protein of 130 amino acids. NCBI's taxonomy places the organism in Eukaryota, Viridiplantae, Streptophyta, Magnoliopsida, Fabales, Fabaceae. The transcript is spliced from 2 exons.